AUGUCGUCCCCCUCAGAACAAGACCAAGCUGCCCAGCUGCAGGAGCUGAUCCAGCAACUCACCGAAGCCGCCAAAGCCUGUGACUACGCGCCAGGCAGCAAGGGCUACAUUGCCAGAACCAAUGUCGCCGGUAUAGCCAAGGACAUUGUCCGUCUCGUGAUGGCACCGUCGGACAUGUCAAUGCACCACUCGGUCAAUAUGCUGGAGAUUGUCAGUAUUCGAACCUUGAUGGGGCUGGGCGUGUUUGAAAAGAUCCCAGUGGACGGCUCCAUCUCUCUGGCCGAGCUGUCAAAAGUCACUGGCGUCCAGGACUCACUGCUAGAACGACAACUUCGAUUACUCGUCGGCACCAAAUUCCUCGAGCAAACCCCCGACUAUGACUACGUGCACACAAAGUUCUCCCGAGCAUACAUCCAGGUUCCGGGGCCGGGAAACUUUUUCCAGUUCAUCAACGACGAAUGCCUCUCCACCAUGGUCCAUUUCCACAAGUACGUGAAAGAACGAGCCGCCCAGGACGGCAAGCCCGUGCAGGAGCCCGAUGACCCUCUUCGCAACCCAUACACUCACCGCCAUGGCAUGGAUGGACAUCCCGUGUGGGAGAUCAUGGCACAGUUUCCCGACCGGCUCCGCGCGUUUCAACUGGGCUUCAUGUCUCAGGAGGACUCUGUCCCGAUCAUCGGCUUCUACGACUUCUCUGCGCUCUACGACCCGGAGCACGACGGGGACCGGGCCACUCUUGUGGAUGUGGGCGGCGGCCAGGGCCAGUCCAUCAUCCAGAUCCUACAGGCGUUCCCGUCCCUCCGCCCCGACCGCAUGGUUCUCCAAGACCUGCCCGAACCCAUCGCGCAGGGCAAGGACUCGAAGCUCCUCCCCGACGGGGUAACGGCCAUGGUGCACGACUUCUGGACCCCGCAACCCGUAAAGGGAGCCAAGGCAUACUUCCUCCGCCGCGUCAUGCACGACUACUCAGACGCCAACUGCGUCCUGAUCCUCUCCCACCUGCGCGACGCCAUGUCCCCCGACAGCAAAGUCCUCAUCGCCGACAUGGUCAUGCCCCAGCGCGUGUACGAGGCCGACCUGCCCGCGGCCGCCAUGGACAACGUCGUCAUGGUCAUGGGCGGCAAGGAGAGGACCGCCGAGGGGUUCAACAAGCUGCUCGAGGCCGCCGGCUUAAAGAUGGUCAAGAUCUGGCACAGUCGCGAGGGCGGCGCCACGGGCAACAUCGUCGAGGCCAUGUUACCACCGGCGGCGGCGACCUCCUAG
Messenger RNA from Fonsecaea multimorphosa CBS 102226, 1263 nucleotides. RefSeq lists its product as uncharacterized. The coding region runs from base 1 to 1263 and encodes 420 amino acids. The transcript is spliced from 3 exons. NCBI's taxonomy places the organism in Eukaryota, Fungi, Ascomycota, Eurotiomycetes, Chaetothyriales, Herpotrichiellaceae. The record is from RefSeq and is a predicted model, not a curated record. Gene Ontology annotation, molecular function: O-methyltransferase activity.